GACCACAGCGUACCCAGGGUGACGCUACCUGGUAAUAUCACACAAUACGUCCCUUCACCACCCAGAUCCUAUAAACUUCGGAGUAUCUUCACCACACAGAAACAAGUCAAUUCCUCGUCUCCUUCACUACUAACUCCUUCUUCAAUUCACCAUCAUGAAUCUGCAAAAAAUCCCCCUUUUCGGCCACACCUUUCCGUUGGAAAUUUCAGAAAAGAUUAUUUCCCACCUACCGCUUCCUACAGUCGCCGAAUUGAUGAAAUUAGACAAUGCCAGUAUUACUUUGGUGGCGCGGAAACGCUACUACUCGAACAUUAGAUUGAUCUUUGACAGACCACCACACGAAGAUGGCUACUCUUUUGUGGAUGAUAAGGUUCUCAGCAUGAAGAUUUCAGAAUUUGAAGCGUUAGUAAACAGCGAUACGUUUGACCAGCUUAUCAUUGAGGAGCUUUUCAUUUGGGUAAAGAUUGAUAUUGCUGAUUUUACAUUCCUCCACAAAGGAGUGUUCACCAAAGCGUCUUCAAUUAUCGCCGAUGCCAUUCUAGAGUUUGAUGCGGAUCAGGAACAGUGGGUGACAUUCAACUGGGACUGGUUACCAUCUUUGCCUCUGGUGCAGGAGUGUAUCCGAGAAAUAUUUGUUCUUUACCCUUCUAUUGAUCCAAAAGUGCCACCUUUUCUCUCCAGCUUGCGCAAGCUUACAUUUGGAUAUGACUCUCAAUAUAGGGAGAUAGAUGAAGAAACUGCUUCAAGCGUCGUUUUUCCGCCGAAUCUCCAAGAAUUCGUUUCAAAUAUUCCCUGGGGAUCGAUGACAGCAUAUGCCAACCUCCCUUCGAACUUACAGAAAUUAGAUCUAGAUAGCGUCUUGGAAUUUUCUGUCGAGACCUUCAACGCGUUAAACUUGCCCAAUUUGAAAGAUUUGGUAUUGCAAAACAUCCCUGGAGUAACGGAGAUCAACGAGCUAUUUGAGUUACCCUUGCUGUUAGAGAGUUUGAAACUUGAGAGUUUAAACAUUACUAAUUUCGAACGACAGAAAUUACCUCUGAGGUUAAAGAAGUUAUUCAUCACCAAGUGUCCUUUAACAAAGUUUUGUGUGGAUACAUUUCCGGAUUCCCUCAAAGAAUUGAGCUUAGACAAGACAGGUCUUCCAUCAUCCCAGAUCCGCAUGCUCAAGUUUCCUCCGGGUUUAGUUUCCUUACUGGUUACGACUUCCCAGUUAACAUCACUAGAUUUUGUCAACUCAUUACCGGGGUCUUUAGAAAUCCUCAACCUUCGUGGUAAUUCCCUUGAUCGUUUAAAUAAAACAGAUGAAGAUGCAGCCACCGCCAGAUCACUACAGAUCAAGUUCCCGGAGAGCCUCCAGAAGCUCGAACUCAGUUAUAACAAGCAUCUAUUUACUCAUUACUCGCCUAGAAACCUUAUCUUCCCUCCAAGCUUGAAGGAUUUAGACCUCUCGGAAGUUUAUCUGAGUCAAGUAGACAGACUUGAUCUUCCGCCAGGAUUGAACUCCUUAAGCUUGAGCGGAAACCUUUUGACCUCUGUUAAAAGGCUUAAUCUUCCACCAGGAUUAACCUCCUUAGACUUGAGCUCUAAUCAUUUGGUUUCAGUUGAGGAACUCAAUAUUCCACUGGCUUUAACCCAUCUAUACUUGAGAUACAAUAGACUUCAACGGUUUUCAAAGACGCUACCCGAAAGCAUCCAAUUCUUGGAUUUUGGGUACAACCAAUUGAAAGAAUUGGUGAACUUCCACCUUCCGGUGAAUUGUACUGAGUUCGAGUUCUCUAUAAAUCCUCUUCAAAAGCUCCAAAUAUCCAAUGCAUGUGAUCCAAAUUUGAAACUCCGAGAUUUAUGUUUAAGUGGAACCGACAUUAUCACGCUUUGCGACAUCUCCCCCCUCCCACAGUGUCUCACUUCCUUGGAUAUUUCCAAUUCAAAAAUAAACUCCUUGUCUGACAUUCUGCUUCCUGAGGGGCUAAUCAGCUUGAGAGCAUAUUAUACCAAGAUAACUUCAUUAGAAGAUGUUGAGUUCCCACCGCACUUGGAAAAUUUAACUGUCCUGUCUAGUCAAAUAUCCAGUAUAGCUAAUAUCCAUUUUCCAGAAAGUUUACUUGUUUUGAUACUUGAUGAUAACAAGAUUGCCUCAAUCGAUGCUGUACAGAUCCCUCCAAAAUUGAAGAUAUUGGACUUUUCAAGAAACGCAAUUAGCACCAUUAACGAGUUGCAGUUGCCCGAAUCUCUUGAAAUGUUAAACUUGGCGGACCAAGAGUGUGAUACUCUGCAUAACCGUGUUUCCACUUGUGGAAACUCGUCUGAGAGUUCCAGUGUAUCUGGGAAAAAGGGCUUAUCGAACCUCUCUGGGCUAACCAAACUUCCGCCAAAGUUGGAGCAUUUAGACCUAGCGAACAACAGCUUGUCCGAGCAGGCCAUCCGACACUUGGAGCUCCCAGUCAGUUUUAUGAGACUAUUCAUCGGUGAUAACGCAUUCGACGAUUAUUAUCAAUGGGAAAGAGAAAUCAAGCUAACACACCCGGAGCUACGAUUUAACUGGUGAAUUGGAAUCCUCUUGGGUCAAAUCCUUUCCUACGAGCAUUGACGAUGGUGUCGUGUAUAGCGAUAAUGAGAAGUUGGUGUAGGGGGGAGUAAUUUGAGUAUGGGACGCUUGAUAAUAAGCCAUCCAU
This is a messenger RNA of Babjeviella inositovora NRRL Y-12698, 2672 nucleotides long. RefSeq lists its product as uncharacterized. The transcript has a single exon. The record is from RefSeq and is a predicted model, not a curated record. Bases 155 to 2545 code for a protein of 796 amino acids. Gene Ontology annotation, molecular function: protein binding. NCBI's taxonomy places the organism in Eukaryota, Fungi, Ascomycota, Pichiomycetes, Serinales.